GCCCUCCACUCCAGUCGCUCCCGGCCCUCCCUCUCCUCCCGCUCUGCCUGCCCCUCUCCUCCUCCUCUUGUCUCUCCCUCCUCCUCCCACUCCUCCUCCUGCUCCUCCUCCCGGGGUGGAUGGCGGCGGCCAGAGUUGGAACCCCAGCCGCGCUGCCCAUUCAGAAGCUAGAAUCAGAGAGGAAACUUACCAAGGUUGCAUGUGCUGGAGUCAAAUCUUGAAUUCAGAGACGUCUUAUCUGAUUCAUUGACAAGACCACAAUCUGAUCCCAAAGAUGUGCUCCACGAACCCAGGGAACUGGGUCACAUUUGAUGAUGACCCCACUUUUCAGUCCUCUCAAAAGUCAAAGAAUUUCCCUUUGGAGAACCAAGGCAUCUGUAGGCCAAAUGGACUUAAACUGAACCUUUCUGGUCCUAAGGAAUUUCCCAGUGGAUCUUCCUCCACCAGCAGUACCCCCCUUUCCUCUCCCAUCAUAGACUUUUACUUCAGUCCAGGACCUCCAAGUAACUCUCCUCUUUCUACACCUACCAAAGACUUCCCAGGUAUUCCUGGCAUCCCCAAAGCAGGGACUCAUGUGCUUUAUCCUAUUCCAGAAUCAUCUUCAAACAGUCCACUUAUCCCAGGAGCAGAUUCUUCCUUAUUGCCUUCUAAACCAACCUGUUUAACCCAUGCUUCCUUACCCAAUGACCACUCGUGUAUACAUGCAGCUCCCAAAGUGGGCCUUUCAGAUGAAACAAGCCCUCGCCAGGCUGAAAGCCCAGGGUUCCAGAGUGAUACUCCCCAGUUUCAGUAUUUUCGGGAGGACUGUGCCUUUUCAAGUCCAUUUUGGAAAGAAAAAGGCAGUGCUUCCCAGCCUACCUUUGAUCCUUCAGGAAGCAGAAAGACAUUUCCAGCAAGAGACAAAGAGAUACCCAUUGAUCAAAAAGGCUUAAAUCAGGGUUCACUCAACUACAUCUGUGAGAAACUCGAACAUCUCCAGUCCGCUGAGAACCAAGACUCAUUUGGAAAUUUGUCUAUGCGGUGUCUGUAUGCUGAAGAUGCUGCCUCUUCCUUUGUCCCCCACAUGCUCUUCAGGAGUCAGCCAAAAGCUGGAUGGUCUUUCAUGCUGAGGAUUCCUGAGAAGAAGAACAUGAUGUCUUCUCGCCAGUGGGGGCCAAUUUUUCUAAAAGUCUUACCUGGAGGAAUUUUGCAGAUGUAUUAUGAGAAGGGAUUAGAAAAACCAUUUAAAGAGUUACAGCUCGAUCCAUACUGCAGACUUUCUGAUCCCAAACUUGAGAACUUCAGUGUGGCAGGAAAAAUCCAUACUGUAAAGAUCGAACAUGUGUCUUACACAGAAAAAAGGAAAUACCAUUCUAAGACAGAAGUAGUUCAUGAACCAGACAUAGAACAGAUGCUGAAGUUGGGGUCCACAGAGUACCACGACUUCCUUGACUUUCUGACCACUGUGGAGGAGGAGCUGAUGAAGCUGCCAGCUAUUUCAAAACCAAAGAAGAACUAUGAAGAACAAGAAAUUUCCCUGGAAAUUGUGGACAACUUUUGGGGUAAAAUCACUAAAGAAGAAGGAAAACUGGUUGAAAGUGCUGUGAUAACUCAAAUCUUUUGCCUCUGCUUUGUGAAUGGGAACACAGAGUGCUUUUUAACCUUGAACGACAUUGAGCUGCAGAAGCGUAAUGAACACUAUUUUGAAAAAGACCCAGAAAAGAAGAGGAUUGAUAUUCUUGACUACCAUUUUCAUAAGUGUGUAAAAGCACAGGAAUUUGAGCAAUCCAGAAUUAUUAAGUUUGUGCCUCUGGAUGCCUGCCGGUUUGAGCUGAUGCGUUUCAAGACUCUGUAUAAUGAGGAAGAUCUUCCCUUUUCACUCAAGUCUGUCGUGGUUGUCCAGGGGGCAUACGUGGAGCUUCAGGCCUUUGUUCACAUGGCCCCAUUGGUCCAGAGACCAUCCCAUGCCAGUUCCUUGAGGUCCUGUGACAACAUCAUGAUACACUUUCCAGUCCCUUCACAGUGGAUCAGCCUCUGGACCAUGAACCUCCAGAGGCAGAAGUCCCUGAAAGCCAAAAUGAACCGCCGGGCAUGUCUGGGGAGUUUACAUGAACCUGAAUCUGAACCUGUCAUACAAGUCACUGUGGGGUCAGCAAAAUAUGAGAGUGCCUACCGGGCUGUGGUAUGGAAGAUAGACCGGCUUCCCGAUAAAAAUUCAAGUCCUGAUCAUCCCCAUUGUUUGUCAUACAAACUAGAACUUGGAUCAGACCAAGAAAUUCCCUCUGAUUGGUAUCCAUUUGCUACCGUUCAGUUUGGGAUUCUUGACACCUUUGCCUCAAGGACAGAGGUCAGGUCUCUGGGGGUGGAGAGUGAUGUCCAGCCACAGAAACAUGUUCAUCAGCGAGCUUGCUACAACAUCCAGGUUGAAAUAGAAAAGAAGUGGAUUAAAAUCGAUGGAGAAGACCCAGAUAAAGCUGGAGACUGUGUAACUCAGUAGGAGUAGCAAGAGUUGGUGCUGAUGACCUGCUUUUCAAAUCUGCAGUUCACAGAAGCCACACAAAGUUCUACUACUGUACGGUGGAAAUGACAGGUCCAAUAACUAUGUUCCGAGAAGUUUAGAACUGAAACUGAACUAUCUAUAUUUUAUGCUUUUGAUAGGUUUGUAUCCUAGGAGUUUGGUCUAAAAUGGGUCUAUAAUUUUCAUGAUGUUUUUCUUUCCUAGUGAAACUCAAAGGCAUUCUCAUUCAGUGUGUGACCUGACAGCCCCUUGGUUAAAGCAUUUUUGAUUUUUGAUUACUCCGUGGCUCAUUGUUUUGCAGCAUAGAUUACUUGGGUGCCAUAUGUAGUAUCCUCCAGUCCCCAUCUUUAUUGUUAAAUUAGCAUCUGCAGUGGAGGAGAAGGCAAAGGAGACAGAAACCAAGACACUUAAUUUUUCCUCUUGCUCUGCUCCGAAAUGUGACUAGUUGUAGAACAAUGUUGAAACCACAGGCUAGAAUGGAGAUAAGGACCUAUAUCUGAUUCUGAAUUGUUUAUCUUCCUGUCCUAUUACUGCAUUGGUGAGUAAUCAUCAGCUAUAUUUUUUGCCUGUUUUUCCCCACCUGUAUUAUUAUUUUCAAAAUGUAUUUCUAUUCUGGUGUGUGUUGCAAUGACGCUAGUUCUGUUGAUAUACAUGUUUUAGUACAAGUCACUAAGACAUACUGCCAUUUGCUUGGAGUGAUUCCUUUCAAAAUGGCAUCCCAGUAUUGGACACUAGUUAAAAUAUUUAUAGGUUAAAAAUGAAUUUUUAAAGUUCAUGAAUAUUUUCCAAAAGUGCAGACUCUAAGAAUGUAUUCUGAUAAAGUAUUGUUUGUAAUUAACACAGGCCUCUCUGGAGUGGAAGUCUAAAUCAUAUUAUUAUUUUAUGCCACUUCCACGAUCAUGCUAUUUAUGCUAAUUCUGCUUGGAGUCUUUUUCUUUAUAAGAUGAGCAAAGUGAAAGACACUAGAUUAUUUUACCUAGAUUUCUAAGAAGUGACAUUUCUCUUCUUCAAAGUCAGGUAAAUGUUUGUUUUUUAAUGAAAAGCCAGUGGUGUUAGUAGUUAUAAUUCUGUUUAUAAUUUCCUUUCAGCAUUUACAGUGAAAGGUCAGAGUUUUAAAUUUAUGAAAUCUAUAUACUAGGUAUUUUUUGUCAGAAAAAGAUGUGGAAAAAACUUGUGGUGUUAGUACACCCUCAAUUUAUGUUGAUCCUUAAAUAUGAUUAGGAGAUAUUUUUCUCUGUUUACUAGAUUUAAGUCAAAACUGAUAUAAUCGUGUUUUUCCAAACAACAUUAUUUGUUGGCCUGCAAAGUCGAUCUCAUACAUUUCAUUUAAUGUUACAUCACAUUCAGUUUAAUCUGCUCAAAAUGCAGAUUAAAAGCAACACUUAUGAUGGUCUGUAUCCAUCAGCAGAUUUAAUGCUUUUCAUUAUUUUACUGUAAAGGCAAAGAAUGCAAAAGUUGACUUAAAAUGAAUUGGUAUUGCUCUUUUUAACUUCACUUGAUGUAUUGCUCAUAAUAUCAUUUGCUUGAGAUUCACUGUUGAUGUAUAGGAGAGUAAAUCUAUGUGUGUGUCAUUUAAAAACAAAAACAAAAACACCGCAAACUUCACCAUCCUGCCUCUUUGGUGUGGCCUGUUCUGGACUGACUUCAGUCCUCUCAGAACACCUAUGGAGGCAGGUCAAACCUGAAGCUGCUGCAGGAUCCCAGGGACGUUAGCUGGGUUAAUUACCACUGUCCCUUUCAAAUCUGUUUUAUGGCAUCCUGCCCAUUAAGAACUCAGAGUCUGAUUCAGAUGAACUUAAUGAAUAUUUACACCUCAAAGUCAUUUCAGCAUAGGGUUCAAUUAAUGUCUCCUCAGGCUUCACAGGUGCCGGUAUGUGCAGGUACCUCACUGCUGGGGUCAUUUAUUCACCAGCCUUCCAGCCUUCAGGAGCAUUUCAAGCUUCGGUGCUGGAAAUAUAACAAAAGGCUGCCUGAAGCCUGAGUUGAGUUUCUGCGGCAGUGCAAAGGUUGAUGGCAGGAACAGCGGGGCACUGCAGCAUAAUUGUUGAUUUGCACAUCUAUUAGGAUCCUUAAAUAUUCAUUACUUAGCAUUAAAUUAACAUUUUGUGUAGGUUGGAGAGGCUCUUUAAUACAAUUCUUCGGACCUCAGAAAUGGCGGAAGGUCAAAUGUGAUGGUGAUGCUCCAAGUGAAAAACCAGGUUGGGUCCGUUUAGACUUAAAAGUAGGUAGAAUCUCCUUUGCCAGGAAGUAAGUGAUGAUCUUCAAAACAAAAAACACCCACUUUUAAGGUCGAGAAGGGGGGAAGAAAUGAGUAGAGGAGGAACUAUUCCUUUCUAGCAUUUCAACUUAGGUAAUUUAGAUCAACGCUUUAUGAGUUCGACCCUUUGGGGGUCAGGUGUUUAAUUGACACAAUGGCAGACGUCCAAGGAGUUGACCAGUUUGGGAUGAAUUGUUCUGCUCUAAUUGGUCUGGUCUGAUUGCCUUACCAGCCAAAGGAUCAUAUUAACUGUAUAAAUGAAUUCAUGGCUUGAUGGUUACCUGAUCAGUUGUACAGAUCUGAAUUUAAGGACAUUUCCUUUUAAUGGGAAUAGAAAUAGUUGAUCCAAUAAAAAGUCUGAAAAGAAAAAAACCUUUCCGGCAUAAAUAAAAGCUGGCAUUUUUGAUCCGAUUUAUAUAUUUGGCAGUUCGAGGAUUUUUAGUUCCCUUCAUUCUGGAUCCGUGUUUAUGAUAUAGCCCUUUCCCUAGUAAAUUCAGUUAGAAGGCCUUCCUUAAUAAUGACUAAGUAUUAUUAUAUCUUACUCAAAAUAUGAUUUUGUCAUAUCAAUACAAAUAUAAAACAAGAUUGAGCCUUAAUAACCAUGUAACAAAGUAUUUUGUAGAUCGUGUAUUGAUUUUUUAAAAUUAAAGAUGUAUUUCAAAUUAUUUGUGCAGUACACUGGACUUAUAUCUUCUUUUCGUAAGGUCUGGGGCUAUUUUUUUUUUUUUUAAGGUAUGAAAUCAAUUUCAAUAACCUUAAACAAUUGACUCUCUGUCAGGCAAGUGUAUACUGCUUCACUAUUAAGGAGGCAGUGAACACGGUGUUUUGGCACAUCUUGGAAACAUAGCACCAUCACACUACCAUUUGUGAUGUUAAAGGAUGCUUUUUAAAAGAGGAUCUCGUCAUUACUCUUACAAAGAAAUGAUAGGAGCCCGUGCCCAAGGUUUUACUUAACUCAUUAAAUAAUGAGGGAUCUGGUGAGAUGUUACAGGUGGUUCCAAGGAUUAUUCAAAGCACAGAGACAUAUAUAGGAAAUAAGGAAUUCGGAAAUGAAUUUUACAAAUAGAUGCAAAAUGGAUCUAUCCACAGGGCGACAUCAAUAAUCAAUUUCCCCUCCCUCUGCACGAUUCAUUUGCAUUUGCCUUGGACAAGGAUCACGUACGUUAUUAUCAGUUUUCUAAAACUUACAGAGUUGUAAAAUAGCAAUGUGAAGGUGUUGAUAACUUGGAUAAAUGAACUAGUUAGGACACCCUACUAAGCAAAGUCUUUCACAAUUCUUCCCAGCUACAGGGCGGACUUUGUCCACAAGAGGGAGAAUUCUAAGGAAUUUUCAAACUUUGGCACAUAGUAUUGCAGAAAUGAUGUGCAUUUAAAGCAACUUUUUUUGGAGUUCCCGCUGUGGCGCAAUGGGAUCAGCAAUGUUUCUGCAGCUCCAGGACACAGGUUUGAUUCCUCACUCAGUACAGUGGGUUAAGGAACCUGACUUUGCCGCAACUGUGGCUCGAAUCUGAUCCCUGGCCUGGGAACUCCAUAUGCCAUGGGGUGGCCAAAAAAAAAAAAAGGAUUUUUUUUUUUAAAGUCUAGAAAACUAUUUUUACGCAAUUGUACAGAACCUGUUUUAGAUAAGGUGUAUGUUCAGAGGAGGCAUUAAAGAUAGGAAGCUAAAUUAGCUCUAAUAAAAUCAGCCUAGCAAUCUCUCCACCCACUCUGUGUGAGGAAGCUGCCAUGUGUCGGAAUUCAGUUUUUAUCUAGCUAUUAGAGUUGAAUUUCAAAACUGCAUCAGGAAAAUAAAACUUCAUAGAAGCCAGAUGCUUAAGAACUGUUGUAGCCAUCACUGGAAUUAACAAGGCUUGACUCUUGUUGGGCAGAAGCAACAAAGAGAUUAAGUGACAUAAAGUGAUCAUAUUUGUAACAAAAUCCUCCAGCUUCAGUCAAUCAUUUCCUUCUUGUUUUGUCUCAACUCCACCUAGACUUGCCUUCCCCUUUUCGUGUAGACACAGGGAGAUUCCACAACAUUUUGCUGGGUCUCCCCCAUCCUCUGCAGCUCUUGCCCAGGUAAGAACAGGGCUGGGUGUAAUUGAUUGAACCAUAUGAAACUGACAAUAUUGAACCAGUCUUGAUUACAAUUUCUUGGGGCUCAACCUGAUUACCUGCAUAUUUCCCUAGUUUAUAUGAAACAAAAGAUUUUUCUUGUCAUAUUGGAUUAAUAAGUUCCUACAGGACCCCCCCUGUGGCUCACAUCAUAAGUACUUCAGCAUUGUCUCUGCAGUGGCUCUGGUUCGAUCUCUGGACCAGAAACUUCCAUGUGCUGCAGGUGUGGCCACAUGUUAAAAAAAAAAUGUUCCUGCUUAGGCCUGGCAUCUAAAUGUGAAUUUGACAAUGUUUAAAGCAAGUCAGAAUUGCUAGUCAAAAUGCAAAAAAUUGAGUUAACAAAAAAUAACCUAGAAAAAAGCUCCAGGUGAUAUUAUGCUUUAAAAUCAUGUUCCAUCUCUAAGGAAAAUGGAUUAGAUGAGUUUCCACCAUGUUUUAAAAGAUUAAAGUUCAUUUCUAUGAGGCUUCCUGAGGAAGAAAUGCAAACCACCACUACACUUCGUGGACCGUAACCUUUCCUUCAUCCUCACCUCAUCUAUUUGCUUCAGAAGAGCCAUUAAAACCUCAGGUGAGAGCAUAGCAUAUGUAAAUAAUAUGAUUGUGUGUGUUGAUGAUUUUCCUGAAAAGCCCAUUUUUGUACUUACCCAGAAUUGCUGUGGAUUCCCUGUAAUACAAUUUGCGGUGUACUCUUGAAACAGAAGAGGGCGCUCGCAGGCAAGCUGCUGCUACCCCGAAGGAGAAACAGCCUUUGAAUUUGGAAUUUGGUUGUGCUUGUAUUAUGAUUAAUAAAAGAUCUUGGGGGCACUUUUUAAAGCAUUUCAAAGCAUUGUGAAUCCAGUGGAGUAUAAUUAAAAUUAAUGCAAUAGACAAACACUUUAAAGUAUUCUUAAUGCCUUGUCUAAAAAUGCUGUUGAAUACAAUUUUGCACAUCCAGAAGAUUUAAAUACCAUACUUAAUCUCUAAACAUUUCUAAGUACUAAAGAGACAGAAAAAAAGAGUGCCUUCCUUCUCAACACAUUUCAAGCAAACUUAUUCUAAUGAUAAUUAAUACACUCCAAAUCUGCUUACUUUAAAAGAUGUAUAAAAUGUUAUAAUGAAUCCAUCCUAUUGGACUUCUGAGCUUCCAGGUGCUUGAAUCAAGGUCAACGUGGUCUCUCAAAAGCUCCAGCCCAGGAUUGUACAUAUAGGUUCUUAAGGAAGAACAAGCAAACAUGUGCUUUCAGGAGAAUAUUCCAUGCCACCUUGACUCAGGGACAAGCCUUUACCCUGUUUAGUCUUCUGAAAUCAGUAAUGAACAUUGUUUUUUCAAGAUGGACUCUGUUUUUCUCUCAUAAAUCUUUCUGGGUGGAUGACGUCUUUCUAUUAUAAAGCCUGGGAACAAUGCAUUUUCAAAAAUCUUAGAGCAUGAGUAAGUCUAUGAAUGUGGCUAAAACAUUCGGCGUGACAGGUGGUAUCUUCCACACUGAAGUUCAGAAGGCUUGUUUAAGACAUUGGGUGCCUUAAGUGGUUACUAUGAAUCACCUCAAAAUGCUAUGUGAGCAUCGCUCCAAUUAAUUGUCUUACUGAUGCUGAUGUUUAUUAUCUUCCAUGUGCCUGCAUUUUUUCUAGGCACUGGGGAUAAGUAAUCACAAAAAUAGUAAAUUCCUGUUCUUGUAGAAGACAUGUAAUAGUGGGAGAAGUCAGACAAUAAACAGAUAACAAGUUGUGCUCAUUGCUGUGCAGAAAAAAAAAAAAAAAA
Sus scrofa (pig) is the source of this 8583-nucleotide messenger RNA. It is a transcript of the gene STON1, whose product is annotated as stonin 1. Gene Ontology annotation, biological process: endocytosis; regulation of endocytosis. The record is from RefSeq and is a predicted model, not a curated record. NCBI's taxonomy places the organism in Eukaryota, Metazoa, Chordata, Mammalia, Artiodactyla, Suidae.